Molecule: messenger RNA, 2571 nt
Organism: Menidia menidia (Atlantic silverside)
Lineage: Eukaryota; Metazoa; Chordata; Actinopteri; Atheriniformes; Atherinopsidae
Source: the annotation of a GenBank genome assembly
AUGAUUUCGGAGGAGAAAAGCAGCCACGCAAAUAAACAAACCCUAAACUUCCCCGUGGGUUUACUCAUCCGCUCCCCGAAGAGGCGCCUGGCCAAGCUAGGAAGGAAACCCAGCAAUGGAUCUCUACAGUCCAACAAAUCAGACAACACCGUCCGCUCCAAUGAAAGCGCGGGCGUCCGCCAGCCAGCCAAGAGCAAAAUCCGCCGCCACAACAACAGGCUGUCCACCGUGUUCAACCACAGCCCCAACCUGCGGGACGGCGGACACCGGGGCCAGACGAGAGGCGGCGGGAGCCUGGCCGGAGACCUCCAGGCCUCAGACGACCCGGCCGAGCUGUCCAGCCAAAUGUCUGUCCCCGGGAUCCUUAAGAUCUUUGGCAGCGACAUCUGCCACGGGACCCACUACAAGAGCGUGCUGGCCACCACUCAGUCCAGCGCAAAGGAGCUGGUGAGGGAGGCUCUGGAGAGGUACUGUCUGGAAAAAGAAGACGCCAACGACUACGUGCUGUGCGAUGUGAUUGGUCAGACGGGGGCCGAUAGCCAGUGGAAGAGGGAGUGCUUCAGAGUUGUGGGUGACAACGAGAGGCCUCUCAUGCUGCAGUCGCUGUGGAAGCCCAAGGAGGGCUUCUCCAGACGGUUCGAAAUCCAGCUGCGAGCCAGCGUGGAAGAGCAGAGUCAGAAGGACAGAGACACGGUCACCGCAGGCAUCAACGCGCAGGCCCGUAAGCUGCAGCGGGGCCGAUCCCGGGUCACCUCCCUGUUCGUGGACAGCAGCGGCGAGGACGUGGACGGCCUCGGCUUCUGGAGGAGCCUCAGCGAGAUGGACCUGUCCGCCAUGGGGAAGGCGGCCGGCCGGGCGCAGCCGGGCGCGCUGAGAGAGGACCCGGAGGCCGAGGCCGAUAAGGAGGUGCUGCGGCUCGGCAUGGAGAAGGAGGAGACGGAGAGCAGCGACGAUAACACCACCCAGUACUCCAUCCACCCGCCCUUCGACUUCCCCUACUUCCUCCUGCUGCAGGGCUACAGCCACAGACAGGACUUUGUGAUCUACCUGAUGAGUGGCAGCAGCACGGUGUUCGGCUGCUGUGGGGAGCACUGUAACGGGGAGGACGAGGAGAGGCUGAAGGUGGACAUCCUCCUUUUUGCUCCAGACGUGUUGCCCCAGCAUUGCUGCGUGAGGCGGCUGGACUCUACCACCCAAACCUCCACGGGGGAGCUCAAAAAGACGCUGACCAGGCUGAAGCCCCUCCACGGGGCUCCGGUGACCAGAAACGGUUUCCUCCUCAAAGAGGAGGUGGAACUGAAUCCGGGAGAUUUGGUCGGCCUGGGGAAACAUUACCUGUUCAUGUUUAAGGAUCCUACCACUGCUCCAGGAUCCCCCCACACGCCUCCUUGGAUGACCAGACUUUGUCCAAACUCCGAUUCAAAGACAUCCUCCUCCUGUUUGUCGUGUGGUUCCACUGUUGCCACCAAAAAAGUCCAGAGAAAGCCGUCAGCUCCUCGUUGGAGAGACCUGGAGGGCACAGAGGCCUCGAUAAGCUACGAGCUGGAGCAGGAGGACAGAGUCCUGCAGGAGAUUCUGGACAAGGUGGACCCCGGUGGGAGUGACCCGAAGCUGACCCCCGCCUUCCUGCUCAGCCUCUGCAUCCAGCACUCCGCCGGCACAUUCGAGCUGACGCACCUCCGGCAGCUCCUGCUGCAGAUAGCCAAUCAGGUCCAGCUCAUCGCCUGGGAGAAGACAAAGGAACUUGCGGCAAUCCAACCUGAAACGAGCGAGGGGCAGCCGGACGGUCUGCAGCUGCUCAGCAUGGAGGAGCUGAUCCCGGGCCUGCAGCCGCUGGUCCUGUGGAUGGCCAACGCCAUCGAGCUGCUGCACUUCAUCCAGCAGGAAGUGCCCCGCCUGCUGCCCUGGAAGCAGAACCAGGAGGACGAAGGUCUGCCGGCCUCUGAGAUCUCGUCCACUCGGGCAGCCUGUGAGGAAGCCAUGACGGUCCUGGAGGAAGUCAUCAUGUUUACCUUCCAGCAGUCUGUCUACUAUCUAACAAAGAGCAUGUACCCGGCCCUGUCCGGCCUCCUGGACGGGAACCCCUUCUCAGAGAGCGGGCAGCUGCGGGUUCCCGACGGGCUUUCUAGCAUCCUGGAGGUCCUGAAGGAGGCUCUGAAGCUGCUCACGGCUUUCCAGGUGCACCCAGACAUCGCCCUACAGCUCUGCUCUUACCUGUUCUUCUUCAUCAACGCCUCGCUGUUCAACGCCCUCAUGGAGAGAGGGUCUGACGCUGGGUUCUACCAGUGGUCCCGUGGGGUCCAGAUCCGGGCCAAUCUGGACCUGCUCUUGGACUGGAUCCAGAGCAUUGGUCUGAGUGAUCUGGCCAGCGAGUUUUUCCAGAAACUCUCAGCUGCUGUCAAUCUGCUGGCUACUCCCAAGGAAACCCUGCUGCAGGUCAGAGGACAUCCGUUUCUCCUUUCCUGUUUGUCUAACGGCGGCCGGGCGGAGCCUCCUCAGCCAAGUCACGUUUACGUCAGUCCGAGUGUUUUCAUUGUCUUGGAGGUGUCACUGCCACUGGUCUGGUUUUGA